UCAGCGAGAGGCUUCUACCAAUACCCCACCUUACUCUCAAAAGAACAAGAAUGGCUACGAGCAUCUCCCUCUAUCAGGCCAGCGUGCCCAUGAUGAUCAAAGGCCUGCGCAACAUGCACCUCUUCCUCAACAAGGCCGAGGAAUUCGCAAAGACGAAGCCCGUGCCCGAAAAGGACUUGAUCACCUACCGCCUCAUUGAGGACAUGCGUCCCCUGACGUACCAGGUGCAGUCGUGCAGCGACACAUGCAAGCACAUGGCCGUGCGCGUCGCCGGGUACCCGCCCACCAAGAUGGAGGACAACGAGGCAUCAAUGGCGGAGCUGCAUGAGCGCAUUGACAAGACGCUCAAGAUCCUCGAGUCGCUGAGUCCUAGCAGCAUGGACGGCGACAUUCAGCGGGAAGUCCUCAUGGUGACAGCCAGCAUGGGCACCUUCAAAUUUACCGCGUACGACUACAUCGUCAAGUAUUGCGUCCCCAACUUCCACUUCCAUCUUUCCUCGGCCUACUGCAUCCUCAGGACCCAGGGCGUGCCCUUGUCGGCGUUUGACUACCUCGAUGCAGACAAGGAUCUUUUCCACAAGGUUUCCUAAGCCUUCCAUUCACUACCCUUCUAGAUAUUGUUUCUAUCGUAUUUGCCAAAGGAGAGGGGAUGCAUUUGACGAUAUCAAUAAAACAACUAGUCAAUCAUCU
Acaromyces ingoldii is the source of this 690-nucleotide messenger RNA. RefSeq lists its product as hypothetical. The record is from RefSeq and is a predicted model, not a curated record. Lineage: Eukaryota; Fungi; Basidiomycota; Exobasidiomycetes; Exobasidiales; Cryptobasidiaceae. Bases 51 to 590 code for a protein of 179 amino acids. The transcript has 2 exons.